GUUUACAAGGACCAAGUGAAAUGAAUCCUGACUCGCAUUGGGCGCUUUGUUUUUUAAUAAAAACUACUUGAUCGCUUCGGGAUUUUUGUUUGUCUAACGUUUUUCUAGCUCGAGCCAAAAGACUAAAGGACACAAGGGAAGAUGAUUAAAUGUUGCUUAUUCGACUUUGGGGAAAACGCUGUUAAAGUAUCUAAAUUAACCAUCUCAUGUUCAAGUAGAAUAUUCCAUUCGGGAAUUUUCAAAUAUUCAUUUAAAGGCAUUGUUUUUGGAACAAACUUCCAAUUUAUCUAAACUAGAAAUCACAAGUGAUAGGUACUAUAAAUUUUUCAUCACUCCGAAACAAUUGCUCUGUAAAUUAUUUAUUCUCCAAUGAUUCGAACUGAAUAUUCCUAAAACCCAUGACAAUUGGGCCGCUUCGCAAAUAAUUUUAUUAAUUCAUUUGAAAACCCAAUAAAAUGAAGGACAAUAAAAUGGAAUGGUCUAUUAAAAAUAAAUCCAAAGAUGUAAAUAUUUAAUUUCUUUUAUCGUUUAACAGUGGAAGUGAUAAACGAAUUGUAUAGAAAUUCUCUUUUUCAGCUACCAAACUAAUCCAUUUUAUCAAUUAACGUUAAUCAGAUUAUACACUAAUUUUUACUCGCUCGAGCACUCUUGUAGGCGUUCAAGUAAGACAAAUACUGGAAGAUUAUAAAAAAAUAUAACGUAUAAUUAAAUUUCGUCAUUUAAAUAUUAGAUAACCCUGUAACAUUAAAUAGUUAUUUAAAGUCGCUUAUUAUCAGAUUUCUUUUAAUUGCCUUGUCAUUAUAUUGUAUUUCGUUCAGAAAUUUACCUAACAUUUACAUGGCAUUAUCGGUCAAUGAUGACGUUCCUGACUUAUUUACAAAUUUAAAUAAUAAUAUAUAAAUAACAAUCGCUAUGUGCAAACAAAACUUGUCUGUUUAUUACGCUAUUCAAGUGUAAAGUGUAGAAUGCCUGUGCUAAUAUUUAACGAAUAUUUAAAAAAAAAUAAAGAAAAGUUCGAGAGCAUUUGACGCGCAAACACAACAUGACUCGGUGCAAAGUGACAAUAGAAGUGCCGUUUUUACUUUUUUACGGCACUUGCAUAAUGGUGGGAAAUCUUAUCAUCAAUCUGAUGACGUACAAAGUAUGCUACAAUAUACUGCAUUAUCCAGAGGCCAAUUGCUCCAGAUUGGGCCAAUACACCGAUAACGAAACCCAAGAACUGGAGAGACUCGUCCAACCUCACGCAGGCGUCAUGACAGCCGUCACCGAAAUGGUUCCUGCUACGGUUCCUGUUAUUAUGACGCUUUUCGUCGGCUCUUGGUCGGACAAGUACGGAAGGAAACCGGUUCUCUUGUUCGUUUUAAGCUGUAUGACCAUCGCUUUCGGUUCGAAUGCCAUACUGCUCCUUUACUCAGAAAUCAAUCCUUGGUUUCUUAUGCUAACGACGAUUCCGAUUAUGUGUUGCGGAGGAGUUACAACUUUCCUUACAAUAACUUUGGCUUAUUUGAACGACAUGUCUACACCACACACUAGAGCAAUGAGAAUGGUGACUUUCGAUAUCGUGCAAAUUUUAGCGACGCUUUUCGGCGGUUUGUGCAGCUCGUACGUCUUGUACGCGACCAGUUACGCGGCAGUCUACGGAAUCGGUUGUGCAAUCAUAGCAUUUUGUACUGUAUAUACUUACCUGUUUGUACCGGAAUCUCUGGACAUGCAAAUAGAAGAAAGACCGACGUUAUCGAGUGUAUUCAGCUGCAGAAACGUCAUGGAUCUGUUUAAGAUCGCUUUGAAGAGAAGGCUGUACAAUCGAAGAGCUAUAAUCUUGCUAAUAAUCAGCUGCGUGGUCAUAUUGGGUUUCAUAGCUACAGGUGAAGUAAACGUUAAGACUCAGUUUCUGAGGAACAAGCUCGGUUGGACGUUGACCAAGCGGAACGUGUUCGGCGCUUGGUCUAGUAUGGUCGUUAUAGCUAGUACUUUGUUAACCACUUAUUUGUUGCAUACUAGAUUAAAAGUGAAGGAAAUUCUGCUCAUAUUUUUGGCGUUGCUUUCGGCGAUCGGAAGCAGCGUGUUAUACACCGUUGCUGAUUCAGACGCGAGUAUUUACGUGUCUGUUGCUGCUGGUGUGUUUAGCGGAAUGGCGAAUCCCAUGCUGAGAACCAUGCUCACCAAAUUGAUCGUUCCCGGGGAAAUGGGAAAAGUAUUUUCGCUAAUAAUGGUGGUGAACAAUUUUUGUUUGUUAGGGGCAGCUCUGACGUACCAAGAAAUUUACAACGACACCAUGAAAACGAAACCUGAAACGUUUAAUUACGUUUCAAUCGGUUUGAACAGUAUUGUAGCUGUGAUUGUAAUUAUCGUGACAAUUCUGGAAUUUCGAAUACCCAGCGAAAAACAGAAAAUAGAGGAAAACUUAGGUACAAUUAGUACUGAAAAAUUAACAGAUUAAUUAACAUUUUAUAUUCAAAU
Phyllotreta striolata is the source of this 2460-nucleotide messenger RNA. The record is from the annotation of a GenBank genome assembly. NCBI's taxonomy places the organism in Eukaryota, Metazoa, Arthropoda, Insecta, Coleoptera, Chrysomelidae.